AAACGGAUGGUUUCAUAGGAGUACUUUUCAUUAAGGAAGAGUGGUAGCUGGCAGGUUGAAGAUCAGAUCAUAUCCCCAGAUCCUCCACGACUACGAUUUGGAAACAGAGGUGGAUGAUGGAAGAAAGUAACAAUGAUGUUGUGGUGAGGAUAUGGGAGGUGAACAAGGAACGCUUAGCACGUAUGCAGCAGAAAAUCUCGGAGGAGCCACGAUUACUGCGCAAAAGCGCAGGCAGAAGCUCAUGUUGCAUCUUCAGAGUGCCUCGAACACUAGUUGAGAUCAACAGUCGCUCUUAUCAACCUCAUAUAAUCUCCAUAGGUCCAUAUCACAGGGGUGAGCCUCAUCUCAAAAUGAUCGAGGAGCACAAGUGGUUGUACUUGGGCUCCUUGAUUGCUAGAACGCAGCGUCAUGGGUUGGGCUUACAGGACUACUUGAGAGCCCUACAGCCAUUGGAGAUGGAAGCUAGAGAGUGUUAUUCGGAGAUAAUCCACCUUGACACCCACGACUUCUUAGAGAUGCUGGUCCUGGAUGGUUGCUUCAUAAUUGACUUCUUUCGUAAAAUUGGAAAAAUGCAUCCCUUUGAGCCAGAUGACCCUUUGGUCUCCAUGUCAUGGGUGUUCUCCUUUUUCUUGAGGGAUCUUCUUCUGCUGGAGAAUCAGCUUCCUUUCUUUGUUCUCCAGCGCCUGUUUGAUCUCACAAAAAUGCCAGGAGAGGAGUCAGGCCCUUCCUUGGCUAGCCUUGUUUUGGGAUUCUUCAACAACACACUGCAAAGGCCAGAUGAGAUCCUCCAAAAGCAUUGCAACCUCAAAGGCAAGCACUUUCUCGACUUACUUCGGUUAAGCUUCAUCCCUGAGGAACAAGAGCUAGGAACCCUCGACCAUAGACCCACCCACUUGAUCCAGUGCGUGUCAAAGCUUCGUAAAGCAGGAAUCAAGCUCAAGUCCGGAAAGGCCGAUAGUUUCUUGACUGUAAAAUUCAGGAAUGGAGUGAUGGAGAUGCCACCUGUAACCAUAGAUGAUUUCCUCACCUGUUUCUUCCAAAACUGCGUAGCCUUCGAGCUAUGCCACAAGGACUGCACCAAGCACAUCACCACCUACGCUACUUUGUUGGAUUGCCUAAUCAACACAUCUAAAGAUGUGGGGCAUCUCUGCGAACGUAACAUUUUUGAGAAUUAUUUUGGAACCGAUGCAGCAGUUGCUCGAUUCAUCAAUAAUUUAGGCAAGGACGUGACUUUUGAUCCAGACAACUGUUAUCUUUCCAAAUUAUUCAACGACGUGAACGAGUAUUAUCACAAUGGUUGGCAUGUUCAGUUAGCGGGCAUGAAGUACACAUAUUUCGACACUCCUUGGUCAUUCAUAUCAGCCUUUGCUGCUUUCAUUCUCCUCCUCCUCACAAUAGUCCAAACCUUCUACACCGUUUAUCCUUAUUUUCAUCGUCAAUGAUCGUCGGCUUCAUCAUCCAUAUUCGUGGCCAUUCAAUUUCCCAUGGCUGGAGAAUCGAAGGUACACAUAGGUUGCCAGGUGGUGCCCAAGGCGUAAAUAUUAGCCCUCGCAACAUGACAGUCUUCAAGAUGAAUAAAUGAAUAUCCACCCAACUUAACUCCGAGGCUGCGUUUUGGGGUUGUAUUGGACUAGUCUUACAAUAUCUAUAUUAAUAUAAGGACUUUUAAUAGCUUGAGUUGGGUCGAGUUGUCUUGGAAAAUAUUUUGGACAAUAAUUGGGCGUCAAGCUUGAAUAGAUUUGUGAUCAGAUAACCCAAUCCAACGUUAUCUAUAUAUAUCCUUAUUGUGUUUCGAAACUCAAUUUGACAAUUCAUGACCUCAAUCGAUUUUGUCAGCUCAAGAAUACGAACAAUAAUAUAUACUAUUGUGUUGUGAGAUGUCUUGCUUUUCUGCAGUGGCACAGAGCUCUGAGGUAUGCGCUUAAUUUUCCGAGGAAAAACCGAUUAUAUAUAGCUGGAAAUGGAUUAAUUUUGAAACAGCCAUGAUAUUUGAGGAUUGAGAGGUUGAAAAUACUGAUAUUUUGUAAACGUUUGACUGAUUGUUUAUGAAUUUUGAUAUUCCAUGCACGUCUUCUCCCACAUAUAUAUAUAUAAACACAUCAUCUAAACUAAACAAAUCCAUUUGUUUUCCUAAUUUUCUUACUCGACUCCUAUAUAAUAGCCUGUUAUAAUAUAUGUUAGCUGAAUACACAUUCACACGUCCAACACUUCAUGAUGUGGUCAAAGUGGUCCAGCACUUUGACCACGUCCUCCACCAUCCCUCUUUCGUUGCGCUUAAGGAGCACAUUCCAGCAACUGGUCAACAUGGUGGCAAGAGCAAUAUGGUAUGAUGGAAGUCACGGUUAUAAAUAUAUGAAAAAUGGUCCCAAACUCGUCUGCUACUAUUAUUAUCUUCAGGAAAAACACCAUCUAAAAAAAGAUAUAAAAGUUUGGAAAUCUGGGUUUUUGAAACUGAUUAUAAUGACUGGAGAUAAGUAGACUAUUCUUAGUCUUUUCAGUUUUGAUUUAUGUUGCAAAGUCAUUAGAGUCGAAUAUAGCAUGUAAACUUCUUUCAACAUACACUUACAGCGAUUAAGAUAUAAAGGACUAAAGGGUUGAAGAGGACUUCAGUGUGGGUUGUUU
This is a messenger RNA of Vitis vinifera (wine grape), 2622 nucleotides long. RefSeq names its product UPF0481 protein At3g47200. Lineage: Eukaryota; Viridiplantae; Streptophyta; Magnoliopsida; Vitales; Vitaceae. The record is from RefSeq and is a predicted model, not a curated record. Bases 114 to 1442 code for a protein of 442 amino acids. The transcript is spliced from 2 exons.